AUGUCCGAUGCGGCGGGCAUGGCGAGCAGCGAUGAGGAGGGCCUGCCCACCGGGAACGGCAGCGGUCGCCAGCGCGUCCAGCGCGACUACAGCGAUGCCAGGCUGGAGCGGGUGGCCGCCUACACAACGACCACGAUGCGCCUCAAGCCGGAUAAGUGGACCAAGAUGAUGGCCAGCGAUGACCUGCGGCGCAUUGUUGUGGACUGGCAGCAUGGCCACACUCGCGUCCUGGUGAUGACCAUCAGUCCGGGCGGAGAUCUGGUGCCCAGGAGCUGCCUCAGUGACCUGUACCUGCCCUAUUCGGUGCAGAGUGCGCGUGGCUCCAAUCCAACGGCCAUGUUGCCCCCGGAAGAUGAAGCCAUGGCCACAGUUACGGCCGCCGUGUCCGCCGUGGUGUCUGCCACGCCCGGCGCCCUACUCAUCCCGCUGCCGCCCGCCUCCUCCAGCUUUACGACCCUGGACGGCGUGCCACGCGGCAAGUGCGCUUACUUUGUGCGCCGUAAUACUUCCGACGGACCCUUGACGGCAGCCAAUUUUGCGGAGAGCGUCCUGUACGGCGACUUCCCGGUGCACAGCAAAAUCGAGACCAUGUCGCUGCUGUUCGACGACGUACUGCAGCCGCUGCUGGAACAGGCUCAAAGUCAGUGGCCCGCCAUUGUGCGCAAGGAUCUGCAGGCGCGCAUCAAGGAAGUGCGGAACACACUGACCGAGAUUAAGGGCAAAACCAACAAUCGCACAAUUUUAUCGUUAUUAGUUUCGCCAACAAUCGUCGAGGAAGUGUUUGCCCACGUGAGUCAAGGUCAUUUACGACCGGCUCUGGAUCCCAAAUUCCGAAACCUACUGGAGGAGAUGUUCAUAAAUUGGACCACACAAAUGCACGACAUUGUCUUGGAGCGCUCCGAGUGCCAGCCACUGGGUGCGGCCACCCAGUCAUCCGGACACCAGCCAAAGCACAUAACACUGGUUUCCCUGCCCGCCCAGGAGAUUGGAUUCUGGACGAACCGGAAGCUAAACUUACAGAAUAUCUACGAGCAGCUGCGAGAGUCCACGCACAAGACUCUGGCCCAGAUUUUGGAGCGCAUCGAGUCGGUGUACUAUCAGCCAUAUGCGACGGCUUUCCGGAAACUGGUGGCAGCCUGGCUGGAGGCACAGGAUGUGUCCCUUUGGCUGCAGCCCCUGCUCCGCCAGACUGCCGCAUUUAAUUCGGUUCAGUUCAGCAAUGGCCACGAUUUGGUGGCACCACUCGUCCACAUUGUGCACCUGGUGUGGAGCAAUGCCAGAUACUAUCGGAGCACCCAAAGGAUGAGUGUCCUGCUGCGCUGCAUCUGCAACAUGCUGGUGCAUCGAGCUGCCGAGGAUCUGGAGCUGCAGCUUCUCUUCCAGGGUGAUGCCGAUGAGGGAUUACUGAAAAUCAAUCGAACCUCCGAGGUGCUGGAGCUUUUCAAACAGCGAAUGCUGGACUACAAGGAGCGCUACGCCGGCAGUCAGGUCCUUCUGUCCGCCCUGGCAGAAGGAGCAGCUGCGGUGGCUUCAUCUCCAUCGCCAGAUGACCAGCAGCAGCUGUGGCGCUUCUGCCACGAGGAUGUGUUUGGCCAAACACUCGACGGCUUCUCCUUUCAACUGGUGGAGCUGCGCCAGGUUUUCGAGGCAGCGGUGCAGUUUCAGCAGCUGGAGAAGCUGGAAGUGGGCGGAUUGCGUGGCAAAAUGCUGACUGAACGCGUCAGAGAGAUCUUCGGCGAGUUCAAAGUGCUCUUUGAGCAGUGGAGCAACGUGGACAUCGAUCUCACCGGCACGGUGGCAAGCAAAUGGAAAUGCUUUCGCCGGGAGCAAACCCUUUUCUUUAGCCGCAUGCAGCUGCUGGAGCAGAAGCUGGCCACCGUUUUGCUGCAGGCCUUUGAACAAUGUCACAGCUGGAUGCACUUGCUCCGGCUGACUUUGAUGUUCGGCUCCCUGCUGCAACGCGAGGCUGUGAGACCGGAAUUGGCUCGCGUCCUGCCGCACAUCCUUUUCAUCUACGACACUGAAAUGGAGCAGCUGGAGGAGAGUGUGGCGGAGUCGUUGCUGGGCUACGAGAUUCGUGGCUUGGCUGCUUUACCUUUGGCCAACAACUUUCCACCGAUUGCCAAUGCCAUGAUGUGGCUGGAGCAGCAUAUAAGCCGAUGCGAUGAGUUCGGAGCGAAGGAGUUAAGCCAACUCAUUGAGCAGUUAUUGAAGGAGAAAUCUGAGCUGCAGACGUUACCCAUGCAGUGGAACUGCCUGCUCUCGCGUCGCAAUAUUCUGACCACCAAGCUGAGUAAUCUGCAAAUGAAAAUCUGGACCUCCUGGCACGAGUGCGUUGAUAAGCUCAUCAUCCAGGGACUAGAUGAAUCGGUGCUCUCCCGUUCGGAGGAUCGUAGCCAGCUGCAUCUGAACUUCUCGCCAGUGCUGUUUACCCUGCUGAAGGAGACCAAAUACUUGCUGGCUCUCCAGUCCACUGGCAGCCUAUCCGGCGAUCUCUUCCAGCUGCCGGAGCCGCUGCUCACGCUCUAUGCACACCGCGAUGCCUACUGGGAACGUCGCAUCCGGCUCAUCAAGAUUGGUGAGUUCUACAAUGGCAUCCGCUCCGGGGAAUGUGCCGCAGCUGAGCUCCAAUUGAUUCGCAAUGACCUGGCGACCAUCGACGAGCACGUGGAAAUGGCCUGUCAGCAACUCACUUGGCGCAACUACAAUGAUGAACUUGUGGCUGGCAUCUUUGAGCAGAGUCGCGACUUAUUCGCCCGCCUGCAGCAAUCGCACGGCAACCUGGACGCAAUCCUGUCCAGCAUGCGUCGCUGGAGCCGGGAGCCACUGCAUCAGCGCAGCUUAUACGGUCGCAAUCUCCUCGAUCUGCGCCACCAACAGGACCGACUGCGUCUGCGGCUGCUGCAGUGCGAUGAGACCAAGAUGCUGUUGAAUCGCCUGCUGAUUGCCAACUUCUGUCUGUUCUUCAACUACGAGUCACAGGAGUUUCAGCUGUACUCCAGAGAUCUCAGUGUGCAGGAGUUUGUGCGUGAAUUCCCAAAGGAGCAGCGGCGCCAGUACAACAAGUACUUGGCCAGCGUGGAUGAGCUGAUCUGCCGCGAAGUUCGCGAGGCGAUGAGAAUAAGUUUAGAGUAUUUGUACAAAGAAAUGACAGCAACGACGACACCAACAGCAACAGCUCCACCGCCAGUGGAUCCUGGCUGUUCAGCCAGCAUGGCGAGGUUAGUCCUUCAGCAAAUCACAACGCCACAGGCGACAUCCACGGCAGGAGGAGCGGGUGCCGGGGGGGCGCCGCCCACAGCCAACGAUGCUCCACUCUUCGAAGUGAAAUUGGAACUGACGGAAACGGAAAUACGCUUUUCGCCCGCCUUUGAUGCAAGUGUGGAAAAUAAUUUUCAACAAAUUGUGGAGCAGCUGUUGCUCGAUAUAAAACAGACAUGCGACUGCAUGCCAAGAAUUGUGGCUGACAAUGCCGCGUCAGAGGAUGAUGAAGACGACGACGAGGACGACGACACGGCGACGGUGGCGUACGAACAGGAGCUGAAGCGGGUGCCCAAACAGGACACGGCACAGGAGCAGCAGCUGAAGGAGGAGCAGCAACAGGAGCAGGAACAGGAGCAGGAGUCAGGCGAUCCAAAGCCCCAGGCCGUGCAAUUCAACCUGCUGGCUGCCGCCAAGGCGUAUAGUCAAAAAAUUGAAUGCACUGCCGAUGGCCUGGAAAUGCUGGAGAGGGCGAUACGAGAUGCCUUGGCGGAUACGGUGAAGGCGGCAUCGGCCUACGCUGCCAAAUUCCAGGCCUAUGCAUUCCUGUGGACCCAGCAAAGGGGCGAGGUGCUGGCCGCUUGCAUGCAAACAGCCAGGGAGCAGACGCACCACGUCAGCGCCGGUGGCUAUGCCAUCAUGGAGACGUUCAAAAAGGAGAUCGAGAACUACAACGAAGUGCACGAUGCCAUUGACCAGUGCGAGAACAGGGAGUGCAUCAACGGCUGGCUGGCUCUCGAUAUCAAGCCCCUCAAGUAUGGACUCCUCAACCUGGCCUGCAAGUGGUCACACCUGUGCAAGCGAUGGCUACUUCGCUACGUCCAGGGAACUCUGAAGGAGUUGAAUGGCUUUAUUGCUCGCGGCCACGAGACGCUGCAGCUGCACAUCGCUCGCCAGGACUUUGCCGCCCUGCUCCGCGUCCUCGGCAUCAUGUCGGAAAUCCGGGAGCGGGAACCCUAUGCGGACAACGUGUUCAAGCCGCUGAAGGAAAUCAUGGGCCUACUGAAGACCUACAACGUGGAGUUCGAGCCGCAGCUGCUGCGUGGAAUCGAACAGUUGCCGCAGCAGUGGCAGCAGCUGAAGCACGCGAGUACCGUUAAACAGGAGGCGCUGCAGGACACCCGCUUCCACCAGCAACAACGUGUGACCGCUCUCAUCGGCCUGCACACCUGCCACCUGCAGCACUAUGCCCGCCAGUUCCAGAAGAUGCCCUUCUUUCGGGUGCCCUGCCCGCAAGUCUACGAUAUCUGCGACGAGGUCUAUACUCGGCUGCACCGCUUCCGCCGACAGCAGCGUCUUUACACCCGCUGGGCCCGACUUCUUGGCAUCCAGCCACCCGAUCCCGCAACCCUGCAGUUCUGCGAGGUGGAGCUGCGAAGGGUCAAGCAAUUGUGGGACUUUGUGCGCGUCAUCGAGUCGUGCAUCGUGGCCUGGCACGCCACGCCCUGGCUGCUCAUCGACACCGAUGACAUGGAGCACGAGUGCAAGAAGUUCACCCGCGACCUGCGCACCCUGGACAAGUGCAUCCGCGAGUGGGCUCCAUACGUUCACAUUGUGGGCGUGCUGCGCGAACUGGUCGCCUCGCUGAGGGCCAUCACGGAGCUGCAGAAUCCGGCAAUUACGGAACGCCACUGGAUGGAGCUGAUGCAACUAACAAAGCUCUCGUACAAGUGCAACAAAUCCACUAAAUUGGCCCAGCUGCUGACCCUGCAACUGCAGCAUCACGAGGAGGACAUCAAAAACACAGUGGACCGUGCCAUCAAGGAGAUGACGGUGACCAAAGUGCUGGACGAGAUCAGGGCCACGUGGGCGCACCUGGAAUUCGAGCUGGAGCAGCACCACACGCGUCCCCAUAUUCAGCUGCUGAAGGUAUCGGAGGAGCUCAUCGAAACGCUGGAUGACAACCAGAUGCAGUUGCAGAACAUCUCGACCUCCAAGCACAUUGAGUACCUCCUGGACAAGCUCACCCACUGGCAAAAAGUCCUGGGCGGCAUCGAUACUCUAAUUGUCAACUGGUUCGAGGUGCAGCGCAAGUGGAUCUACCUAGAAUGCAUCUUCAUUGGAUCAGCGGAUAUUCGAGCGCAGUUGCCAGCGGAUGCCGCCAACUUUGAAAGGAUCGAUGAGGACUUUACGGCACUGCUAGCCAAGGUGAAGGAAGUUCGAGUGGUCAUGCAGGUGGUGCUGCGUCAUGAGGAUGUCCUGGCUCAAUUGUUGCAGUUGCAACAUCGGUUGGCAGUUUGCGAGAAGGCCCUUAAUGAUUACCUGGAGACCAAGAGAUUGGCCUUUCCACGCUUCUACUUCAUCUCCGCCGCCGAUCUGCUGGACAUUCUGUCCAAUGGGAACAAUCCGCAGGUGAUUGACCGCCACCUGAUCAAACUGUUCGAUUCCAUUCUUCGGCUGCAGUACGAAACCAACACCCCGAACGCCUUGGGCAUGCACUCCAAGGAGAACGAUGAGUAUGUGCCCUUCGUGUCCUCCGAUCCGGAUCAGCCGGCUUACAUCGUUUGCGGCGGGCGGGUGGAACUGUGGCUGAGGGCCAUUAUCCAGCAGAUGAGGAGUACGCUCCACGAGUUAUUCCGGCGUGCCCUGCGCGUUUUUGGGGAGAAGCCGCGGGAACUCUGGCUCUACGACUGGCCCGCCCAGGUGGCGCUGUGCUGCAGCCAAAUCAGCUGGACGGCGGAUGUGAACCGAUCCUUCGGCUGCAUGGAGGAGGGCUACGAGGGUGUGAUGAAGGAGCUGCACAAGCGACAGAUUGCCCAGCUGAAUGCCUUGAUCAAUCUGCUGCUGGGCGAACUGUCGCCCGGAGAUCGCCAGAAGAUCAUGACCAUCUGCACGAUCGAUGUGCAUUCGCGCGAUGUGGUGGGCAAGAUCAUAGCCACCAAGGUGGACAACUCGCUGGCCUUCCAGUGGCAGAGCCAGUUGCGCCACCGCUGGGACGAUGACCAGGCGGGGAGUUCCAGUGGCAGGGCCAGCACGGCCGUAAGUUGUGGAGGAGGGGAUGAAGAUUGCUUCGCCAACAUUUGCGAUGCGGAGUUCCGAUAUGCCUACGAGUAUCUGGGGAACACCUCUCGACUAGUCAUUACCCCGCUAACGGAUCGCUGUUAUAUCACCUUGACGCAGUCCCUGCGAUUGCGAUUGGCCGGUGCGACCGCUGGACCCGCUGGAACUGGGAAAACGGAAACCACGAAGGACCUGGGACGCGCCCUGGGCGUAAUGGUUUAUGUCUUCAACUGCUCGGAGCAAAUGGACUACAAAUCUUGUGGCAACAUUUACAAAGGACUCGCCCAGACGGGAGCCUGGGGCUGCUUUGACGAGUUCAAUCGCAUCUGCGUGGAGGUCCUGUCCGUGGUGGCCGUCCAGGUGAAGACCAUACAGGAGGCGAUAAAGAUGCAUAAAACCCAAUUUAUCUUUAUGGGCGAGCGCAUUUCGCUGGAGCCGUCGGUCGGAAUUUUUAUCACCAUGAAUCCCGGCUACGCCGGCCGAACUGAGCUGCCGGAGAACCUGAAGACCCUGUUCCGGCCAUGCGCCAUGAUUGUGCCGGACUUCGCCUUGAUUUGUGAGAUUAUGCUAAUGGCCGAAGGCUUCCAGGAUGCCCGUCUGCUGGCCCGCAAAUUUAUCACACUGUACACGCUGUGCAAGGAGCUGCUGUCCAAGCAGGAUCACUACGAUUGGGGUCUGCGGGCCAUUAAGUCCGUCCUGGUUGUAGCUGGCACCCUCAAGCGGGAUGACCACAGCCGGCCGGAGGAUCAGGUCCUGAUGCGAGCACUGCGCGACUUCAACAUACCCAAGAUUGUCACGGAGGAUGUGCCCAUAUUUAUGGGUCUCAUCGGAGACCUUUUUCCGGCUCUCGAUGUCCCACGAAAGCGGGUCUUUGAGUUCGAGAAGACCAUACGGAGGGCGGUGAAUGAAAUUAAACUGCAGCCGGAGGAGGGAUUCCUCAUGAAGGUGGUGCAACUGCAGGAACUGCUCGAUGUGCGACACUCGGUGUUCAUAGUGGGCAAUGCGGGCACUGGAAAGACCAAGAUCUGGCAAACCCUGCGAGAGACCUAUCGCAUCCAGAAGCUGAAGCCCGUGUGCCAUGUCCUGAAUCCGAAGGCUUUGUCCAACGACGAGCUCUUCGGCAUCGUUAAUCCCACGACGAGGGAGUGGAAGGAUGGCUUAUUCUCCUCCAUUAUGAGGGAGCAAGCCAACAUGCCACCGGGCAAUCCCAAGUGGAUAGUCCUCGAUGGCGACAUUGAUCCCAUGUGGAUCGAGAGUCUUAACACGCUGAUGGACGACAACAAGAUUCUGACCCUGGCCAGCAAUGAGAGGAUAUCCCUGAAGCGGGAGAUGCGGCUGCUCUUCGAGGUGGGACACCUGAAAGCAGCGACUCCAGCCACUGUCUCCCGGGCGGGCAUUCUGUACAUCAAUCCGCAGGAUUUGGGCUGGUCACCCUACGUAUCGUCCUGGCUGGAAACUAGGGUGGACAUGAUUGAGAGGGGCAUCCUCACCACCCUUUUCGAGAAGUACUUUCCCUGCCUGAUGCAGCGGCAACGCGACUUCCGGCGCAUUACUCCCAUCACGGACAUGGCCAUGAUCCAGAUGACCUGCCACCUGCUUGAGUGCCUGUUGGACAGCGAUGAAGGAAAUGACGAUGGACGAGGGCGAGGAAGUGCAGCUGGAGGAGCAGCCAAUCCGCACAGUCUGCAUCACGGGGAGCUCUCCCAUGAGGCGAUGGUCUUGGCCCUGGAAACGAUCUUUGUGUACGCCACCGUUUGGAGUUUUGGUUCGGCUCUAAGUCAGGAUGUCAUCAUCGAUUGGCAUCGCGAGUUUCACAAGUGGUGGAUAGGCGAGUUCAAGGACAUCAAGUUGCCCAGCCAGGGCACUGUCUUCGAUUACCAACUGAAUGUGCAGACACUGAAGUUUCAGCCGUGGUCUGAGUUGGCCGCCCAACAGUCUCUGGAGGGGCAAAUUGAUUCCGAGACUCCCCUACAGAAUGUGCUGAUUUGCACUGCGGAGACCAUUCGACUGGCCUACUUCCUCAAGCUGCUCAUCGACCGCAACCUGGCUUGCAUGCUGGUGGGCAACUCCGGUUGCGGCAAAGGUGCCAUCUUCCGAGAGCUGUUCGGUCAGUAUGCCAGCGACCAGGAGCUGCUCGAAGUGGCCGUGUCGGCGGUAACUACAGCUGACAGCCAUCAGCAGCAGUCGGGGAAUCCGCCAGGAGCCGGAGUUGUGCGCCGCAAGGCUUCCUCCUCAGCGACGCCACUGCUGACCACCGUGCAGGCCACGCACUUCAACUACUACACCAGCUCGGAGAUAUUCCAGAAGAUGCUCGACCGACCGCUGGAGAAGAAGUCGGGACGCUGCUACGCACCAAGUGGACCGAAGCGCAGGCUCAUCUACUUUGUCAACGAUUUGAACAUGCCGGAGGUGGAUGCCUACGGCACAGUGCAGCCGCACACGAUAAUGCGACAGUUCAUGGACUACAGGCAGUGGUACGACCGCCAGCGGCUGCAGCUAAAGGACAUCCGACACUGUCAGUUCGCAGCCUGCAUGAAUCCCACAGCCGGCUCCUUUACCAUCGAUCCCCGUUUGCAGAGGCACUUCUGUGUUUUUUCGGUGGCACCGCCGGCCGAGGACACGCUGCAUCACAUCUACGGCAGCAUCCUGAGCAGCCACUUGGAGAGUCCUGCCCAAGGAUUCAGCAAAGAGAUACGGUCCAUUGGCAGCCUGCUGGUGCGCGUGGGUAUUGCCUUGCACCGUCGAGUGGAGUAUGCCUUCCUGCCCACCGCCCUCAAGUUCCACUACCUGUUCAAUCUGCGGGAUCUCACGGGGAUCUAUCAGGGUUUGAUGAAUAGCGUGGGUGCUCCGGCAUCGGCGGGUGGUGGUGGAGCAUCGGGUUUCGGCGGCACCAUAUGUAGCAGACCCUCUGAACUGAUGAGACUCUACGUGCACGAGGCCUUUCGCGUCUACCACGAUCGCCUGGUGGAUCCCUACGACAUCAAGUCGUUCAAAUCGUCCAUACGGGAUAUUUUCAAGAAGGAUUUCGAGGACUUUGACGAGGACUUUGUGUUUGCCGAACCGCUGAUAUACAGCCACUUCGCUCAGUCGCUGGUGGACCAGAAGUAUAUGCCCCUGAAAAGCUGGGACUCCUUGUACCAACUGCUAAUUGAGGCCCAAUCCAGUUACAACGAGGUGGUGGGCUACAUGAACCUCGUUCUCUUCGAGGAUGCCAUGAUUCACGUGUGCCGAAUCAAUCGCAUCUUGGAGAGUCCCCGGGGAAAUGCCCUUCUAAUUGGAGUCGGGGGUUCCGGAAAGCAAACUCUGGCCCGUCUGGCUGCCUUUAUAUCCUCGCUAAAUGUGUCGCAAAUCCAAAUCAAGCGGGGAUUCGGGUUGCUGGAUAUGCGAGAGGAAAUCGGCAGCCUUUACAUGAAGGUGGGCCUCAAAAAUGUGGCCUCUGUGUUUCUCAUUUCGGAUGCCCAGAUUCCCGACGAGUCCAUACUGAUGCUGAUUAAUGAUCUCCUGGCGUCCGGUGAAAUUCCCGAGCUCUUCAACGACGACCAACUGGACACCAUCACAAAUGGGAUCCGCAACGAGGUGAAACAGAGCGGUACGCUGGACACCAAGGAGAACUGCUGGCGCUAUUUUGUGGAGAAGGUAAGGCGACUGCUCAAAGUGGUGCUCUGUUUCUCGCCGGUGGGUCAAACUUUGCGGGUUCGGGCCCGAAAAUUCCCGGCCAUCAUUAGUCGCACGGCCAUCGACUGGUUCCACGAGUGGCCCAAAAGCGCGCUGGAGUCCGUUUCCCAGAAGUUUCUCAAUGAGAUCAGUGGUAUUCUGGAGCCCGCUCUGGUGCCGCCCAUCGGUUGCUUUAUGGCUUACGUCCACGGUACCGUGAAUCAGAUAUCGAGAAUUUAUCUGCAGAAUGAAAAACGCUACAACUACACGACCCCGAAAACUUUUCUGGAAUACAUUUUCCUCUACCGCAAACUGUUGGUGGACAAAAACGGCGAGUUCGCCGAGCGCAUCGCUCGUCUGCAGAGCGGAAUGUCCAAGCUGGCGGAGUGCGCCCGUCAGGUGGACACGCUGAAGCACCAACUGGCCAUCCAGGAGGUACAAUUGGCGGCCAAAAACGCGGCGGCCGACAAACUGAUUGUGAUUGUUAGUGCCGAAAGUGAGAAGGUGAAGCGGGAACGGUACACCGCAUCCGAGGAGGAGAAGCGAGUACGCAUCAUCGAGGAGGAUGUGUCGAUGAAAACCAAGAUGUGCGAGGAGGAUCUGCGUCAGGCGGAACCUGCCUUGGUGGCCGCCCAAGCAGCACUUAAUACCCUGAACAAGAACAAUCUCACCGAACUCAAGUCCUUUGGGUCGCCACCCAAGGCGGUGGUGAAUGUCUGUGCCGCCGUCAUGGUGCUGCUGGCCAGUAAUGGUAAGAUACCCAGGGAUCGCAGCUGGAAGGCAUCCAAGCUGAUGAUGGUGCGCGUGGACCAGUUCCUCAACGAUCUGCUCAACUACAACAAGGAUAACAUACAUCCCAAUAUCAUUGAAACUCUGCAAGAGUAUCUUAAGGAUCCCGAGUUCAAUCCCGACAAGGUGGUGCAAAAGUCGGUGGCUGCCGCUGGUCUCUGUGCCUGGGUGAUCAAUCUACACCGCUAUCACCAGGUCUUCCUAAUCGUGGGACCCAAGCAGCAGGCUCUACAAGACUCCCAUCAGGAGCUGCUGGAGGCCAGGGAGCGGCUGCAGUACCUCAAGGCGAAGAUCAACAAUCUGGAGGCCAAGCUGGCCGAGAUCCAGGCCGAGUUCGAGAACGCGGUCGCCGAGAAGCAGAGGUGCCAACGGGAGGCGGACAAGACCGCCUUCACCAUCGACCUGGCCCAUCGGCUGGUCAAUGGGCUGGCCAACGAGAAUGUCCGCUGGAAGGAGUCCGUCCAGAGCCUGCUGGCCAAGAUUGGUACCCUGCCCGGAGAUAUACUGCUAAUUUCCUCGUUCCUGUCGUACGUGGGCUGCUUCACGCGCCGCUAUCGUGAGGAACUGCAGCACAAGAUGUGGCUGCCCAACUUUCGCAAAAUCGAUCCCCACAUUCCCCACACCGAGGGUGUGGAUACCCUGGCCCUCUUCUCAGAUGACGCCCAGAUAGCCGCCUGGAACAACGAGGGUCUGCCCAUGGACCGGAUGUCGACGGAGAAUGCCACCAUACUGCAGUACUCCACCAGGUGGCCGCUGAUGAUUGAUCCCCAACUCCAGGGCAUUAAGUGGAUCAAAAAUCGCUUUGGAUCCACCCUGGUGGUGUUGCGCCUGCGACAGAAGGGCUUCCUGGAGGCUCUUGAGAAGAGCAUCUCGCAGGGGGACACGGUGCUCAUCGAGCAGAUUGAGGAGUCAAUGGAUACGGUUCUGGAGCCCCUGCUCAGCCGGGCACUGAUCAAAAAAGGACGCUAUCUGCGCAUUGGCGACAAGGAGAUCGAGUUCCAUGCCAACUUCCGGCUCAUCCUGCACACCAAAAUGGCCAAUCCGCACUACAAACCGGAAAUGCAGGCCCAAACCACCUUGAUUAACUUCACGGUCACGCCGGAUGGCCUAGAGGAACAGCUUCUGGCCGAGGUGGUCAAGAUUGAGAGACCGGAUCUGGAGCAGAUGAAAACCGAAGUCACUGUGCAGCAGAACAAAUUUAAGAUAUCCCUGAAGGCUCUCGAGGAUGAGCUCCUGGCCCGGCUAGCUUCAGCGGGUGAAAAUGUCCUGGACGAUCACGCACUGGUGAUCAAUUUGGAGAACACCAAGCGAACUGUGGACGAGAUCGAAGCGAAGGUGCGGGAGGCCAGGGUGACGACUCUGCAGAUCGAUGAUACCCGGAAUAUAUACCGAUCGGCUGCGAAGAGAGCGGCUAUAUUGUACUUCGUACUCACCGAUCUCAGUCGGAUAAAUCCCAUCUACAAGUUCUCGCUGAAGUCCUUUAUGAACGUAUUCCGCCAAGCUAUUGCCAUGGCCUCGGAGUCCAAGAACUACGAGAAGCGCGUUCUCCACCUCGUGGAAUCCAUUACCUUGCAGACUUAUCGCUACACUUUGCGGGGUCUCUUCGAGGCGGACAAGCUGACCUUCACCUCGCACAUGACCCUGCGCAUCCUUAUAGCCGCCGAACAGGUGUCCAAGGACGAAACGGACUUCCUGCUGCGAUUCCCGCACGAUCCCACUACCUUGUCGCCCUUGGAUUUCGUGGGUCGCAGUGCCUGGGGCGGCAUCAAGUCCCUGACCUUGAUCGAACACUUCUACGGCAUUGACAAGGACAUGGAGAACUACACGAAGCGCUGGCGGAAAUUCAUGGCCAGCGAUACUCCCGAGCGGGAGCAGUUUCCUGGCGAAUGGAAGCACCGCACUCCGCUCCAGAAGUUGUGCAUCAUCCGGUCACUCCGGCCGGAUCGCAUGACCUACGCCAUGCGCCAGUUCGUGGAGCAGACGAUGGGACGGGCGUAUGCCGAGAUCCAAACGCCGCCCUUUGGAGCCAUCUUUCAGGAGCUGAAUGCGGCCACGCCGGCGUUCUUUAUCCUAUCACCCGGUGUGGACCCCAUUAGGGAUGUGGAGCGUUAUGGCCAGCGACAGGGCUUCCAUACGGAAUCCGAUACGCUGGUCAACAUCUCACUGGGCCAGGGCCAGGAGCUGCUGGCCGAGCAGGCCAUAUUGGGAGCUCUGGAGUCGGGUCAGCAGUGGGUCAUCCUGCAAAAUAUCCACCUGGUGGUCAACUGGCUGCCCACGCUGGAGAAGCUCAUCGAGCGCAUUGUGCUGCAGAGCGAGUCGCGGGGUGAGUCCAGUUUCCGUCUCUUCAUCAGCGCAGAACCGGCUCCGGACCCUCAGUACCACGUGAUUCCACAGGGCAUCCUGGAAUCCUCUUUGAAGGUGGUAAAUGAACCGCCAUCGGGUAUGGCAGCCAAUCUGCACAAGGCGUGGGACAACUUCUCGCAGGACGCCUUGGAAACGUGCACCCAGGAGGCGGAGUUCAAGUCGAUCCUGUUCGCCCUCUGCUACUUUCAUGCGGUGGCCGGUGAAAGGCGCAAGUUUGGACCCCAGGGCUGGAACAAGGUGUACCCCUUCAACAUUGGUGACCUGACCAUCUCGUCCAAUGUACUGCACAACUAUCUGGAGGGUAGCAAUCGGAUUCCGUGGGAGGAUCUGCGCUAUCUCUUCGGGGAAAUCAUGUACGGUGGCCACAUCACGGAUGACUGGGACCGCCGGCUGUGCCAGACCUAUCUGGAGGAGCUCCUGCAGCAGGAUCUCAUUGACGGUGACUUCGAGCUGUGCCCCGGCUUUCCAGCACCGCCGAAUCUCGACUUCGAGGGCUAUCACUCGUACAUUACGGAAAUGCUGCCGGAGGAGAGUCCGCUGCUCUAUGGUCUGCAUCCGAAUGCGGAGAUUGGCUUCCUGACCACCGCAUCCGAGCAGCUGCUGCGCACCAUUUUCGAGCUGCAGCCGCGGGAAUCCGAACUGAGCUCCCAUUGCGGAGCACCGCGCGAGGAGCUGGUCAAGAUCAUGAUCGACGACUUCCUGGACAAGCUGCAGGAUGAGUUCAAUCUGCAGGCUCUGCUCAAUCGCGUGGAACGCAAGACGCCAUUCGUGGUGGUGGCUCUCCAGGAAUGCGAAAGGAUGAACGCGCUGAUCCGCGAAAUCAAACGAUCCCUGCGUGAACUGAUGCUGGGACUGAGGGGUGAACUCACCAUUACCCAGGAGAUGGAGCGACUGGAUCAUGCUAUUUUCUAUGAUCAUGUGCCGGCUGCCUGGGCCCGACUGGCCUAUCCCAGCAUGCUGGGCCUGCAGUCCUGGUUUGCGGAUCUGCUGCAUCGCAUCAAGGAGCUGGCCGGCUGGCUCAAUGACUUCAAGUUGCCCUGCGCCAUCUGGCUGGGCGGACUCUUCAAUCCGCAGAGCUUCCUCACCGCCAUCAUGCAGGAGAGUGCUCGGAAACACGACCUGCCGCUGGACAGGAUGCUCAUAAGCUGCGAUGUCACCAAGAAGCAAAAGGACGACGUCACCCUGCCGCCCAUGGAGGGCGCCUUUGUCCACGACCUGUACAUGGAUGGCGCCAGCUGGGACUGCCAGCUGAACUCCAUUGUGGCCCUGCGCCCCAAAGAGAUGCUCUGCGCCAUGCCCGUCAUCUACAUCAAGUCCAUUGUGCAGGAGAAGCAGGAGCUGCAGCGCGUCUACGAGUGUCCUUUGUACAAGACCAGGUCGCGGGGCAGUACUUACGUGUGGACCUUUAACCUCAAGACCCGCGAACGCCCCUCUCGUUGGAUCCUAGGGGGCGUGGCGCUGCUGUUGCAGCCAUAA
Drosophila teissieri is the source of this 14544-nucleotide messenger RNA. RefSeq names its product dynein axonemal heavy chain 17. The transcript is spliced from 33 exons. Lineage: Eukaryota; Metazoa; Arthropoda; Insecta; Diptera; Drosophilidae. The coding region runs from base 1 to 14544 and encodes 4847 amino acids. The record is from RefSeq and is a predicted model, not a curated record. Gene Ontology annotation, molecular function: ATP binding; dynein intermediate chain binding; minus-end-directed microtubule motor activity. Gene Ontology annotation, biological process: microtubule-based movement. Gene Ontology annotation, cellular component: dynein complex.